CACAAGUUUGUCAAGUAUUCACUCACCCGUCUUGCUUAGUCACUAAGGAUUAAGAACUGAUCGAACACGUGGCCAGUUGACCAGAAGCUCAGCAUCAAAGUUCAACUAGUUCCACGUCAUUUGCAGUGGUUCUCAAGUACUGGUACUGGCCAGUCUUCAUCGAAGCUUCAUCGUUUGUUCAACACACCACACCCUUCACAUUCCUCAUUAAUGGCCGAAAUUCUCACCGAAAUUCGAAAGAUCCCGCCAGUGACGCGCUUUCUCGUUGCAUCGUCUCUCGGCAUCACCGUCCCAGCCAUUUUGAACCUUGUCUCGCCAUGGAGGCUUCUCUUCAUGACAGAGGCUAUUAUUCAGAAAUUCGAGUUCUGGAGAUUGUACACAAGUUUCUUCCUCGGAAGUAUGAAUCUGAACUAUAUUUUUGAGCUUCUCAUGCUCUACCGCAACUCGAACACGCUUGAAUCAACUCACUACGAGCGCCGUUCCUCCGACUACGCCUGGCAACUCUUUCUUGCCAGCCUCGCUCUGACCGCCGUGAACCGUCCCAUCCAAUCUUACUCGCAUACCCGUGCCUUGCUUCAUACACUCACCUACUUGAUGUGUUCUCUAUCCAUACCAGGCGCACUAACGAGCGUGAUGGGCCUCAUCACUAUCCCUGUUGCAUACUUCCCAUACGCACUCUUGGGCAUAGACCUCCUCACGGGUGGGCCAAGUGCCGCCGCGCAGGGCGUGAGCGGGAUGCUUAUCGGACACGCGUGGUGGUGGCUAGUCUGGGGGCCCGGUAUCGGCUCAGGUGGUGUCGAGCAGGGCAUGUAUGCGGGGUGGGGACGUGCUCCUACGUGGCUGAAGAACUGGUUUAGUGAGCAUAACGAUUAUGGACGCGCCGGAAGCAGGAGGGGUGCCGUGCAGGCGUUUGCACCAAGGCAGCGUGCUGAGGAGGCUGCUGCUGCUGGGCGGGCGACUGGGCAUAGCUGGGGGUCUGGAAGGAGAUUGGGGGAGUCCUAGUUCGUGGGAGGCUGACGGUUUUUGACGUGCUGUGUGGUGAUAUAUUUCAUCGUUAUCAUUUCGGCCUUCUUGACGAAGCGUCAAGAAAUAAUGAUCACAGUUUGUCCCUCCGAGAUCUCAGAGGCCUGGUUACUGUGUCGUUUUCUAUUGAAAAUCCUUACAUGACUUGAUAGUCAAAACCACGUUCACAUUUGCUAUGUUCCUAACCCCCACGUAUUGUUGUUAUAUAACCUUAGUCUCCACUGUCAAGAAUCAGUGCAAUGUAUGGCCACUGCUCGCGUAUAUCAUGAUCAACAGAUGUUGAAAGAUCGU
Messenger RNA from Suillus subalutaceus, 1314 nucleotides. RefSeq names its product Der1-like family-domain-containing protein. Gene Ontology annotation, molecular function: ubiquitin-specific protease binding; misfolded protein binding. Gene Ontology annotation, cellular component: Hrd1p ubiquitin ligase ERAD-L complex; endoplasmic reticulum membrane. Gene Ontology annotation, biological process: endoplasmic reticulum unfolded protein response. Bases 211 to 1002 code for a protein of 263 amino acids. The transcript has 5 exons. Lineage: Eukaryota; Fungi; Basidiomycota; Agaricomycetes; Boletales; Suillaceae. The record is from RefSeq and is a predicted model, not a curated record.